Molecule: messenger RNA, 10935 nt
Organism: Dicentrarchus labrax (European seabass)
Lineage: Eukaryota; Metazoa; Chordata; Actinopteri; Moronidae
Gene: nbeal2
Product: neurobeachin-like 2
Exons: 55
Coding region: 540-8972 (2810 amino acids)
Biological process (GO): intracellular protein localization
Cellular component (GO): cytosol; membrane
Molecular function (GO): protein kinase binding
Source: RefSeq, a predicted model, not a curated record
AAUCAACUCUUCACUGCAUUUCUCGCCUUGUUAAUAGUCAGACACUAGUUGAUGGUAAUUUGCUCCCGCUCAUCACACAUGACACAGGACUGUACACCUCUGCUGACUGAAUCCAUACAGCCAGGGUAGUCAUUUCGUGGUCUUGUAGGGGAUGGCAUCUGUCGCUUCCGUGGGAACUCUCUCCAAUAGGAAUCACACAGCAACAAGCUCGCUUUAAAUGCGGACAUGGGUGUUUCUCCAGGCAUGCAUUUCCACGCAUUUUUGUUCCUGGCUUUACAAUUCCGACAGUGAUCGCCACAUUUAACACCGUCAUGUUUUAGCUUUUCUCAUGCCACUCUGAUAACUUUACGUGCCAAGACUUUUGUGUGGAUUAUUACGCCUGAAUUUGCAGGAAUGGUUCACAGGAGCGUGCCGCGUCCUCCUGCGUUUAGGAAACAACUUCAGACAGCUCCGGCUUUGACCAUGCUCACCACCAGUUUCAUGAUUUAUUAAAAAAAAACAAAAAAAAAAACAACAACAACAAAAAAAAGAGGGUGAUAAUGAGCAACCACAAGGGCGGCGGGAUGGCAUCGAAGGAACGGCUGUAUGAGCUGUGGAUGUUAUAUUACACAAAGAAAGAUGUGAGCUAUCUGCAGCAGUGGUUGGAGGCGUUUGUGGCGUCCUUUGAGAGGCUCAUUGAUGUGCAGUCACUGGAGCCUCGAAGGCUGGAGGAGUGCAGCUCGGAGGUGCCCUUGCUCCCCAGGGAGGUCCUGGUGUUCCUCAGAACCCAGCUAAGUGACAGUACGGUGCACCUCUCCGCCAUCACUGAGCACAACAGCAGCACCCCACACCCCCUGCUCCUCAUCAAGUUCUUCAUCAUUGUCUGCAGGAAUAUGGAGAACAUCGACCCGGACAAGACCCCUGGUUUUGUUUUCGAAACCAUCAAGCUUUUGAAUGUCUGUUUGGACCAGCUAAAGACGGGACAAGGGGAGCAGUCGUCUCUGCAGCUGGUUGUGCAGUAUGGACUUGUGCUCUGUGAAAGUCUGUUUGACCCUUAUCAGACAUGGAGGAGACGCCUGGCUGGGGAGGAGGUGAGCUUGCUGGAAAGGAACAAGUAUAAGUUCUCCCCGCUGGCCUUGCCAGAGGAGCUGCCUGCUCUCUUCCAUGAAAGUCUCCAGGAAAGUGAGAAGAUCCCAGAGCUCCUCACGCUCAGAUUGGUCCAUCUCCAGGGUGCUGUCAUCAGUGGAGGAAAGAAGAAUGGCCUUCUCUCCAUCACCCCUCACUCUGUUGAGGACCUGUUCUCUGUUCUGCGAGCGUGGUGCUGCCGGACCUUCACCGAACCCAAGGCCAUGGGGCUCCCACGGUUGACCUUGCAGUGCCUGACUGCGAUGAUCCACCUCCUGCACUCCAGCAGCCCUGCAGAGCGGCACGUGGAGAUCAGAACAAUACUGGAGAGCUUCUUCCAGCUCCUCAACUGGAACCGUCCGCUUAGCAGUGACCAGCAAGACAGGCUGACCUGGGAAGAGAGCCUGAUCUCCCUCCAGAGCCAAAUGCUAACCGCUGUUCCUGAAAUUCUGCAGUGCUCUGACAGACCAGUCCUGCAGGCUGUGUUCCUCAACAACAACUGCUUUGAACACAUCCUUAGGCUCAUUCAGAACAGCAAGCUCUUUCAGAGCAACAGGCGUAGGCCGGAGCGUGAGGUUAACUGUGACCUCACUACAUGUUUACUCACAGAGGUCGAAGUGGACCAGGUUUGGGAGAAAGGAGCAGACAGUAUUACAGUCCAUGCUUUAGGAGUCCUCACAGCUAUAAUGAGUAACUCACCCUCUGCUAAGGAGGUUUUCAAGGAGAGGAUUGGCUACUCCCAGCUAUUUGAUGUGCUAAAGAGUCAAGGUCAACCCACCAAAAGGCUGCUGCAGGAGCUGAUGAACAUGGCAGUGGAGGGUGAGCAUGCCCACGCCCAUCACCUUGGCAUUAGUAACGACCAGCCUUUGCUGCUGCUCCUGCAAUGGUUGCCUGACCUUUCAGGUCAGAGGGACCUUCAGCUGCUGGUGGCCCAGUGGCUGGCUGCCGUCUGUGGUGGCUCUUUAUCCUGUCGCACCGUGGCUGUGGAGGCAGGCAUGGUGGGGGCUCUGCUGCAGGUGCUCUCACAGCCCAAGAGUCUGGACAGGCAGUGUGCAGACGCCCUGCUGGGCCUCCUGCAGGACCUUGGAUCCCUGUGUCUGAGACCAGAGGAGCUGAAGAACCUGCUCAGAUUGCUUAGGGUGGAUCAGGACAAUGGUGCAGUGGUGGGGAAGGUGCACCCCUACUGCACUCGCGUCAUUCGAGUGCUCUCAGCCAUGGCAGCCAGAGAAGGCCAAGACAGUGCCUUGCAGUACUUCGAUCUUACGCCCCCAAUGGCAGGUAUUAUGGUGCCUACAGUCCAGCGUUGGCCAGGCAGUGGGUUUGCUUUUCAUGCUUGGCUCUGCCUCAACAUGGAGUUCUCCAACAACCGUAAACCUCCUGUCAACUCUGGCACAGGGACUCAGCACGAAAUGGGAAAAGGACCACGCAGGAAACAGCUCUACAGUUUCUUCACAGCUAGUGGAACUGGGCUGGAAGCCUUCUUCACCAUGGAGGGUGUGCUGGUGGUGGCUGUUUGCACUAAGAAAGACUACAUGGCUGUCGCACUGCCUGAGCACCCACUAGCUGACUCAUGCUGGCAUUCAGUGGCUAUAGUUCACAUCCCGGGCCGUCGUCCAUUUGGUCAAAACUUGGUCGCCGUCUACAUCGAUGGCGAGCAACGUAUAACUGCUCAGCUGCGCUUUCCAUCUUUCAGUGAGCCUUUUACCUCCUGCUGCAUCGGCUCUGCAGGAAACCGGACCACUACCACCACCAUCUCCCCCAACCUGCCCAUGUCCUCAUCCUCCAACCCAUCAUCACCUGAGUUUGCUUUCCCCUCCCAUGCUCCCUCCCUCAUCCGUUCCCAGUCAUUCCCAGCCUCCUUUGCGGGAGGCCGCUGGGGGUCUUUUGGAGACUCCCCAGUGCACACCAUCCCAGCUGGACUGCAGGACACAGAGUGGGGAACACCAACGUCGCUGGAUGGGCUCCUGGGCACCGCCUUCAUCUGCCACGAGACUCUGCAGCCGGCACAGACGAGAGCUCUGCAUGCUGCAGGCCCCAAUCACGUGUCCUUAUUCAAAGCGGAUGGAGAGUUAUCUGAUCUCAACAGCAGGCUUCUGCUCUACUACACUCCACAGGCCUUCAAGAGCCAGAUAUGUCUGGACCUGUCGCCCAAUCACCAGUAUGAUGGCAGGCUGACAGGGCACAGGGUAGUGAACUGGGACAUCAAGGAUGUUGUAAAUGUGGUAGGAGGGGUAGGGGUUUUGCUGCCCCUGCUCGAGCAGGUAUGUGAGUCCGAGCCGAUUUACAACGGCGGUCAGGAGAUCUCAGACCUGCUGGGACCAGAGCUCACCUCCUCCAGAGGCCCCGCUGCCAUGCUGCUGCCACUGAACAAGUCUGCAGAGGGCAGACUAGAGAGAAACAGCAUCGCUGCCUUCCUGCUGAUGGUGAAAAACCUGAUUCGUCAUCACCCUGUCAAUCAGGAGAGCCUGCUGCACUGCCAUGGGCCGAGCAUCAUAGGAGCCAUGCUCAGCAAAGUUCCUGGCAGUAUGAUGGACAUGAACGUUUUAAUGGCAUGUCAGCUGCUGCUGGAGCAGGUCUUCAACGAGGGCAACAGCCCACUUCUACAGCAACUCUACCAGCACCUGCUCUUUGAUUUCCGCAUCUGGACUAAAAGCCAUUUUGCUGUUUGUCUGGCCCAUGUGCAGUAUCUCUCAUCUGUGAUAAACAAAGGCAAGCAGCGCAUGAAGAGGAAGUAUGGGGUCCAGUAUAUCCUGGAUACCAUUCGCACGUACUACAGUGUGGAGAAAGAUGGCAGCUCUCUGUCUGACGAAAAGCAGACGAUUCAAAACUCUCUGUUCGGCUUGCUGAAAGACUUUCUCAAGUCUCCUACACUAGAGGAGCUUCACAGUGUCCUUGCCUACAUUCUGACUGUAGGAGAGGAGCAGCAGGCGGUGAGGGCCCUGGAUGUGCUGUAUGAACUCUUGAGGAGCAGCCCUCCUCGUGAGCAGGUGCAGGCGGUGUUGCUGGAGUGGGGCGUGGAGCAGCUGUACAGCUUGCUGCUCACUCCAAGCUUUGGAGACGAGGCCAGAGAGAGAGUCUUCAGGGUUUUAUACAAAAUCCUCAAAAGCGAGCGAGUGUCUGAGCGCAACAAGCAGCGCAUUAAGCUGAAAGAUUUUGGCUACCUUGGCCUGGUGUGUUUCCUUGAAGACAUUCCAGUAACCAUGACCACUGUGCGAUGUCUGUACGAGCAGGUCCUUGCUACAGAUGCCAGCCCUAACUUCAGAGACCUCCUGGCUGUGGUCUGUCUGUCCCAUCGAGCUGAGCUCACUGUCCGCUUAGACGUCUGUCGCAAGCUCUUUCAUCUGAUCUAUUCCAAUGAGGAUUAUGUGAAGCAGCUUGCUAAGCAGCCCGGCUGGCAGGACGUGCUCACCAAGCUCUAUGUGAAAGAGUCCUACGAGUCCCACGCGGCCAGCAUUGCAGACUCCAGCACCCACAGCUCCUUCGAACCAAACUUCCGGCCACCGCUGCACAGGGAUCAGGCUCUGGUCAUAGAGGAGGCAAGCACGGACAUCUUCCUGAGCUACCGCACCUCACAGGACAUCGAGGAUGAGGAGGAGGAUGAAGGUGGUCAGCGGGACAUCUCUGAGGGAUUCUGUGAUUUAUCCCAGUCGCCUCCAAGUGGAGGUGGAGGCCCGCUUAAGAACUUCACAGGCUCCCUACAUUUUAAGUCAUUUGAUUCAGUGGACCAGGGGAGCCACUCGUCCUCCAUCUCCAAUGCAGUUGAUAUCGCCUCAUCUCGCCCCGACGAGGAGGGGAGAGACUACCAGCCCCUCUCGCCCUUUGGUACAUCACCCUUUGAUUUGGAGCUAGGGGGCAUGGGGGAGACUGGCCCACACACUCCUGCAGGUAGUCUGACAAACACACCAUCUCCUCUAGAGCACUGCAAACCUUUUCCACCGCUCAGACCCAGGAAGAGCUCCAGUCUGUCCAAUGUACUGGAUGAUACCAGCUACGGGACAGACCCUCCUACUGGGGAUACAAUCUCCAACACGUCCAACCCACAGCAGACCCCAGAAGAGGAGCUGUGCAACCUGCUAACAAACAUCAUCUUUUCCGUGCUGUGGAGCCGCAGUGGGGUGGAUGGGGCAGAGGAUGCGGUGUGGAGAGAGCGGGGACAGGUCUUUUCUGUCCUCACCAAACUGGGCUCCUCCUGUCAACUGGUCCGCCCUCCCGAUGACAUAAAACGCAGUCUGUUGGAGAUGAUGCUGGAGUCGUCCCUGUCAGACCUGAGGGACGCCCAGGGAGUGUCUCUGCCUUUCUGUCCCAGUCUGGUUCGGCUCCUCAGGCUGCUGCAGGACUUCCUGUUUGCUGAGGGUACAGACAACCACACACUGUGGAGUGAAAAGAUAUUUGAAGGGGUGGUGAACCUGCUGGACAAGUUGAAGGCCUGGCACAGCACCCCUGGUAGCCCAGGCAACACCGAGCUGAAGGAAAUGGCCCAGAUAGGCCUGCGUAUCAUCACCGGAUACAUCCAACGACAGCACCCACCGAUGUGUGAAAUGGCCUACUUGAAGCUCCACUGCCUUCUCCAGACCAUGUUGUGUCUGAGCUGGGAGGAGGUGUGCUUCCUGCUGGGGCAGUUGGGUGCCCCCCUGUGGCCAGGAGGUGUAAUUGACAAUUGUGGACAUGCAGAGACUUUCCCCCAGCUGGUGCCUAUUGUGCGGACGCUGCUUGACCAGCAUGCUGACCCCGUCACCCUCCAAAACCUACUGCCAAACCUGCCCAUCACCAAUGGCAGCACCACCUUCGCCCAGGACCUGAAGGCUUAUUGCCUUACAGCGGAGUGGCAGGGGUUUUACCAGCAGCAGGUUCGGCCCACCAUGGAGCAGUAUGAGCUGGACACAUUUGGGAGGAGCCAUGACAUCAUGUCUAAUUUCUGGAAUUCCUGCUUUGAUGACCUGAUGAGUACAGCCUUCAAACGAGACAAAGACCGAUCAGACAGCAAGUCUAAGUUUCAGGAAGUCAUUGUGGACCCCUAUCUGAAGAGAGUCAGGAGUGAGAACAACAGGUACCUCAGUUGGCAGAAGCAGAGCUCCAGCCAGCAGGGGGUGGUGUGGCAGCACUGGAGAGCUCUCCGCAGGCUUUUGACUAGUGAGAGAGGAGCAUGGGCAAACAGAGUUCAACCAGAGGUGAAACUGAAAUUGUCCGGUGCAGAGACCUAUUCUAAGAUGCGUCUCAAACUUGUGCCCAACCACAACUAUGAUCCUCACGGUGAUGCCAGUGCCCAGAGAGACAACAUGGGAGCUGACAGCCCUCGUAGCUCUGAACCCCUCCCAUUGGCUGUUGCAAAGGAAGCAAAAGUGAGCGACAUGGAGGAUGAUCAGUUAGGAGAAGAAGACGUCGUCUUUUUGGAUGACAAGGUGGAGGGAGAAGACGAAAGCCAGAAAGAAAAACUGGUUCUGUCUGAAGACUGUGAGCUCAUCACCAUUGUGGCGGUUGUUCCGGGUCGUCUGGAGGUUACCACACACCAUCUUUACUUCUAUGAUGGCAGCAGUGAGAAAGAAGAGACAGAGGAAGGAAUCGGGUUUGAUUUUAAGAGACCCCUGUCUCAGCUCAGGGAAGUCCAUUUAAGGCGCUACAACCUGCGACGAUCUGCACUGGAGCUAUUCUUCAUCGACCAGGCUCAUUAUUUCAUCAACUUCCGAAAGAAGGUACGAAACAAAGUGUACUCAAGGAUCCUGGGGCUGCGGCCUCCCAACCUGUUUUACUUCGGCUCUCGCUCCCCCCAAGAGCUACUGAAGGCAUCGGGGCUUACACAGAAAUGGGUCUGCAGAGAAAUCUCAAAUUUUGAGUAUUUGAUGCAACUGAACACCAUUGCCGGACGCACUUACAACGACCUCUCGCAGUAUCCUGUGUUCCCCUGGGUCUUGUGUGACUAUACCUCUCCCAUUCUGGAUCUGGAGGACCCAUCAGUUUUCAGAGACUUGUCCAAACCCAUAGGUGUGGUGAACCCCCGCCAUGCGCAGAAUGUCAGAGAAAAAUAUGAGAGCUUUGAGGACCCAACAGGCACCAUCGACAAAUUCCACUAUGGCACACACUACUCUAAUGCAGCAGGAGUCAUGCACUACAUGAUCCGCAUGGAGCCAUUCACAACCCUGCAUAUCCAGCUGCAGAGUGGCAGGUUUGACUGCGCAGACAGACAGUUCCACUCGGUGGCAGCAGCCUGGCAGGCUCGUAUGGAGAGCCCAGCUGACGUCAAAGAGCUCAUCCCGGAGUUCUUCUACUUUCCAGAAUUCCUGCAGAACAUGAACGGCUUCGAUCUGGGACGUUUGCAGAUAUCUCAGGACCCAGUGACAGAUGUUCUGCUGCCUCGCUGGGCCACAUCGAGAGAAGACUUCAUCAGGAAACACAGAAAAGCCCUGGAAUGUGAGCAUGUGUCCAGUCACCUUCAUGAGUGGAUUGACCUGAUCUUUGGUUACAAGCAGAGAGGCGAAGAGGCAGUAAAUGCCCUCAACGUCUUCUACUACUGCACUUAUGAGGGUGCAGUAGAUCUGGAUGCAAUUGCCAAUGAGACAGAGCGUAAGGCUUUGGAAGGCAUCAUCAGCAACUUUGGACAGACCCCCUGUCAGCUCCUUAAGGAGCCCCAUCCUCCUCGUAUGUCAGCUGAGAACGCAACGAGGCGGCAGGUCCGCCUGGACACUAUGCCCCUGAAUAUCUUUGAGCAGCUCAAAAAACUUCGGCCAUUUGUGGAGGUGGUAAGUGAUGGACUUCCUCUGGUCCAGGCAGUGGUACCAAAGAACCAGAAUCGCUCCUUCAUUAUCCAGGGCUCAGAUAUACUGGUAACUGUAAGUUCAAAUGGGUUGAUCGGGACACACAGCUGGCUGCCGUACGACAAAAACAUUGCCAACUACUUCACCUUCACUAAGGACCCCACCAUGACUAAUCCCAAAACACAGCGUUUCUUGAGCGGCCCUUUCUCUCCCGGGGUGGAGAUCAGUGCUCAAGUGCUGGUGGUGUCCAACGAUGGCCGUCUGCUGUUCAGUGGGGGACACUGGGACUGCAGUCUCCGUGUCACCCAACUGGGGAAGGGCAAGCUGGUGGGCAGGAUCUGCCGGCACAUUGACGUUGUUACUUGCUUGGCUCUGGAUCUUUGUGGCAUCUACCUCAUCUCUGGUUCAAGGGACACAUCCUGUAUAGUGUGGCAGGUUCUACAGCAGGGUGGCUUCUCCAGCAGCCUGUCUCCUCGGCCGGUGCAGGUUCUCUGUGGACAUGACCAGGAGGUCACCUGUGUGGCCAUCAGCACUGAACUGGACAUGGCUGUCUCAGGGUCAAAGGAUGGGACGGUGAUAGUGCACACUGUCCGACGAGGCCAGUUCCUGAGAACACUGCGACCUCCAGGUGAUAGCUGUGUACCUGCACAAAUCUCUGAGCUCCAGGUGGGCAUGGAGGGCCACAUUGUGGUACAGACCUCGCUGAAGGAGCGCUCUAAUAGAAAGGGCAAGUACUCCAUUCAUGUUUACUCAGUAAACGGUGGUCUGCUGUCCUCUGUUACCAUGGAGGAGCAGGUGACUGCUCUUCACCUGGUGUCUGAAUACAUCAUCUUGGGGACCAUGCAGGGCAGCCUCCACAUACAGGAUUUAUGCAGUCUGGACGCUCUGGUAACACCGCUGGCCUUGAAGGUUCCUGUGAGGAGUGUGUCUGUCACCAAGGAGUGCAGCCACAUCCUGGUGGGACUAGAGGACGGGAAGUUAAUUGUGGUUGGAGCAGGAAAGCCAGAGGAGGUUCGCUCAGGACAAUUCCCCCGUCGCCUGUGGGGCUCCACACGCCGCAUCUCUCAGGUGUCGUCAGGUGAAACUGAAUACAAUCCCACUGAGAAUGCUGGCAAAUGAGAUGAGCAAUGGUGGAGAAAUUCUGGGAUACCUGCACAGCCAAGAUGCUCGUCAGACUCAACAAGGCCUUCCUUCCUUUACAUGCUGGGAAACUAUCCUCCUCAGCCACUGAUCUCUCUGAGAGAGCAACUAUACACUGUGCACUUUUUUUUUUAUUCUUGAAUGAUUUGAUAUUUUAUUGCGUAUUUGAUUUACAGUUGUGUACUAUUUUUAAUCAGCAUCAUUCCAAAGAGUGGCCUUGUUUUGUGGAAGGAGAAGAGCUCCUUUUUGAGGUUGUGAACUGCUGUUGAACUGUAUUGUUGGUGAGUCAUAUUUAAGGGAUGUGACUCAUGCUGAUGCACAUACAGCCUCAGAGACAGAGAGAAGUAACGCUGUGAACUCCACAGACUCCAUGUUCUUGGCUUCUUUAUUGUGAGAGGAACAGCUGUGAUCCCUGUGCUGUUGAAUGUCCCAAAGCCAUUGUUUGGCAAUGACACCUUCUUAAAACUCCUGGAAACUUGAAAACUACUGUAGAUGUUGCUCGAGAUUUCCAUAUUGCAAUACUAGUAAUUACCACAAGAGGGUUGACUGUGUAAAGAAAGACAUGGGGUAACUGAUCACUAGUGAACCAAUGCUGUGUUGUGAUCUUUAGCGGUCGUCAUCAGGAUAAUCCUUGCACCAGAUGUGCACCACAAUACCACAGUAUGUUAUCUAAUCAAUCUUUAGGCUCUAAGCUAUGUAAAACUGUUACAGUUAAAGCAAUAACUGCUUUAAUGGUCAAGUAUGUGGAAUACAUUCACUUUUUUUAUCAUGAUCGUGGAGCUUGGAUGCAAUGAAACUCAAGAGGAGAGCCUUCUGAUGCCUUACACACAAUGGAGUAAAGGCCUUUACAAAUGUGUCUGUACUAGUUCUGUUCAUCACAUGACUGUAUCCCUGUUUUAUUUGAUCUAAAAAGUGCCUUUUUUUAGCUUGUGUCUUGAGCCAUGUAUAAACACUGAAUUCCAGUUAUCUGUUUCUAUUUAAAAUCACUAUAUGUUACAUUUUAUCCCUGCUGAUCAGAUUUGAGCACACCUUACUACUCCCACUAUGACUAAGAUUUCGGAUAGGAUAUUAAUGAAAUCUGUUGCUAGAUGCACAUACUUGCCUGUACUGGUAUUGUGCUGUUUAUGAAGCGCUGAAAACAUCUGAUGACUCUCUGAAACGCGUAAGCAGAAAGUCUGUGAGUGAGCUUCAGAGGAAUUCACUUCCUGCCAGCUUCUUUUACUGUGGUUAGAACAAAGUAGUUGUUAUGCAGUGUCAUGAUGGGAGAGACAAAGGGAACUAUUUGGGCGAAUGCAAUACCCAUAACAUGGUGCACACAUAAAAAAAAUCACCUAGUCUUUGUAAGUGAUGCUCAGAAUAACCUUAAGUGUAAGUAAGUAUAAAAGAAACUAUAUUUGAAAUGUUUACUUAUCAGUUCAUCUGCUUUCCACCCUGGAAAUACACACAAUCAGUGCAUUCAGCCUGUCUAAAACACAUUUUAUUCAAAUUAUACAACUGUAAGAUGAGCUAAGUGUAUGUAAUAUAAAGGAGUGUUUGCAUACCGGUAAGUAGCUGUUCACAUUUGAUAAUCUAGUUUGCUAUUGUGCAUACUGAUAUCGAUUCGUGUAACACCACUCUGUUUUGCUCUUAGUGUUAUGGAUGUAAUGUUUCACCUAAUUAAUCAUGCAGAAACGCUCAGAGCCUUCAGUUUAAUCGAAAUGGAGGCUUCCUUUUAGAAUUGGGUCUAUACAAUAACAGAAAGUAGGUUUAAGUCAUACUGUAUAUAAUGUGAUGUUACUUGUUGUUCAGAUGUCCUGGUUUUAGAUUUAAAGCGACACAAAAAGCCUUAAAUGAAGGCCAGCACUGCCUUGAAUUUGGACUUGAUCCAUUUUUCUUUAUUCACUAUUAUUUAGUCUUUGUAUUGUUCUUGGAAGAUGUUGAAAAUACACUUUUUAAAAAUCAA